AUCACAUCACCACGCUUCUGCUGGAAGGAUAAAGAGCACCAAUUCAUCAGAAGAAACACAUCAUGUCGGAUACAAUCAAAACAAAUCCAGACGAUACUCCAUUAUUGAAAACAUUGGAAGGAGUUGAUGCUACCAAUGCUAGGAAAGAGUUGACAAUGGAAGAGGUACAUCGGGAUUGGCCACACUUCUUUGUCUAUUCCUCCAAAACACCACUCCACCAUGCUAAAAUCAAGAGAGAUUUGAAGAGUGAGCAGGAAAAAUUGUGUUUUGACAAGGUAGAAGAAUACGUUCUUUCUGAUGCUUUCAUCAAGGAUGUUGAAAAGUCGUGUUCCGAUUCAUUUAGAACCCAACAACUUUCACAACGACCUCUAAUGAGAAUUGAUUUGGCCAGCAUUUCCAACACAGAGCAGGAAGUAGUUGAUGAUCAUGGUUUGAUUGUAGAUGUAUUCAGUUUGUUGAGAUUUUGCAAUGCCAGAAAGUUUGACUUGAAUAAUACCAAAGAGUUACUUACUGAAACAAUUUCGUUUAGAUUAGAAAAAAAACCACAUCUGAUAACUAAAGAACAAGUGCAAGUGGAAAUUUCCAAAGAGAAGGGCGUAUGGUGUGGUUAUUCAAAGCUGAACAACCCAAUUAUUUACAUCAGUCCACAAAAUCAUGUGACAUAUGACAGAGAUUUUGAUACUACCAUAAAUUUUACACUCUUUAUGGGAGAAGUGGGUAUGAAAAUGAUUAGAGAGUACAAUCAGAAAUAUGUACUACCACUAUUGUCAACUCAAAGUGCAGAAGAUGUCUUGGAGAAAUAUGUGGAACAAUAUGUGAUAGUGUAUGAUGGAAGAACAAUUGCUAUGAAGAAUUGUGAUGUAGCCAUUAUCAAAGAAUUUUUGAGAAUUUCCAAUUAUUAUGCAGAGAGAUUGAGUUCUGUUGUUGUAUAUAGUCCUAAUUGGACCUACAAGAUUAUGCUCAAGAUGAUUUCACCAUUUGUAGAUAAGAAAACAUAUGACAAAAUCAAAGUAGCCUAUGAUGUUAAUGAAGUGGAUGAUCUGUUAGAAAUAGAAAAUGUUCCAACUCAAUUUGGUGGAAAAGCAACAGUGAAAUUCAAUGAAGACAGUUGAGCUAAUAAGACAUUUAACUAUUGGCACCUUAGCAGUGAACUACUCAGUAGUACAGUAAUCCCAAUAAUCAAUUGAUUGAAACCUCUUUGUAAUUUAAAUCAUCUUUUUGUAAAUUAAUUAAACAAAACUCACCUCUUG
This is a messenger RNA of Naegleria gruberi, 1250 nucleotides long. RefSeq lists its product as uncharacterized. The transcript has a single exon. NCBI's taxonomy places the organism in Eukaryota, Heterolobosea, Eutetramitea, Acrasida, Naegleriidae. The record is from RefSeq and is a predicted model, not a curated record. The coding region runs from base 63 to 1112 and encodes 349 amino acids. Gene Ontology annotation, molecular function: phosphatidylinositol transfer activity.